AUGGUGGACGUUCUGAGCGAUCGCCUCACCAGCCUGAACGCCGUUGUCAUCAACCGCUACAACGGCUGCAAGUCCGAUCUCGACGAGGCCACCGAGUUUCGCUCGUCGCGAACCAGGGCGAUGGCCGUGAUUGCCGAGGAAGGCUGGAACAGCUCCACCCCGCGAAAGGGGACGGACAAAGCCAAGCAGCGAUCGACCAUUUUCAACCAAGGAGGAGGCAGCGGCGGGGGGGAGGGGGUGGACGCCAGCGAUGCUCUAGCGGCGCCGCGAAUGACGUUCCGAAAUGCCCCCCAGACCGAUGCCGGACGGAAACUUGCGCAUCAAUUCGAGCAGGAGUAUGGGCUGAAACAGGCCUCAAGCGCCACGCCAAAAUUCAACAAAACAACGACGGGAAAGCUGAAGCGGAUCGACCAUUACAAGAAGAACGAGUCCCGAAAGCACGAGCGCCUCCACUUCGAGCGCAAACUGCAGUCGAACCUCGACCAGUACGUCACUCGCGCGGUCACCGAGCUCGUUUACCGCAUUCCCGACGGUAUGGCGGACAUCGGUGACGAAGACGACGACGCGGAGAGGAGGGGGCGGAGGGGUGAAGGGGGAGGUCAAGACGGCACCCUUGCUCACGAAAACGGUACAGGAGAGCAACGCGGGGAAAGCGCGCACGCCACGUCUGAUCCCCGUGCUCUUGCAGACAUCAUGGCACAAGAGCGGUUUCCCAUCCCCAUGGAGCCGAACGAGAUGAACCCGAAGCUGCUGUUGUCCUACGCCUGCGAGCGCACGGUUCUCCCCGGCGGGGCGCGCAUGUUCAAGCACUUCGCAACCUCGUUGGAGUCUCAGCACCUCUUCGUCUACGUCUUCUGGUUCAUCCAUUGCAAGUUUUUUCAGGAAGACAGCCGGCGGGAACAGGCGCACCUCUUGCGGUCUGUCUCGAACUGCUACGUGGGUGUUCUUGGGACGGACGGGAUGGAGGACUACAAGGACUUUUUCUUCAAGCACUACCCUUUCCUCGUUGCAAACGCCGUCAUCUGGGGUUUCCACUACCUCUGCCCCGGGUCUCGACACCUCUACUCCAACGCGUUUAAGCGGGUGCUGUACCUCCAGUGCGCGAGGAUAUUGAGCGGAAUUGAGGUAACACCGUCUUGCACCACCGAGAUGAGAACCAAGCUGUUUCCUGAUGAGGCCGCAGAAGCCAUGGACGAGCUAGAUUACCACCCCCACCACGUUCACGCCCCGGGGACGCGAGCAACAACGGGGGCGAGCGUUGGCAUGGCUGCGGCCGUGGUUGCGGCAACAUCAGCUUCGGGAGGGGGGGGUUCGGGACCACCAUCAACGGCCGGGGGGGGGUCUCCGCCGUCGGAAACCGAAGGCGGAGCCGGGGCUGGCGGGGGGAAGAGAUCAACACCCAACGGGGGGGACAAGGAGGGCGGCCCUUCGCCGGCAUCUAAAGAAGGCGGGAGAGGCGGUGGCGGUAGUGGUCCUGGGAAAGGAAAGAAAGAAGGGGUCGCAGGAGAAGAAGGAGGAGACGGAGCAGGAGGAGGAGGCGAGGAGGGCACCAUAAUUCAGCGGAUGAACAAGACAUUCCGGCCGGACCCUUUGAUGGCGUACACUGGGGACCGGAGCACGUUGAGGUUCAAGCCGAAGAGGCAAGAGGGCUUGACAACGCUCAGGCCGCGGCAGCAACGCACCAUCUUCGACGCGGCCCAGAUAUCGCCGAUGCUGCAGGAAUACCUGAGGCAGAGCAGCUCCACCGCUGGCCGACGGUCUGAGAACAUCGUCCGGACUGUGCCAGUGCCGUGGUGCCAGAGCGGGGGGUCCGACACCUACCGGCGACAUCCUUCGAGAAAAGAGCUGCACGAUGCCAUGAAUUUCGAGCAUGCCAAGGCGAAGAGAGAGUUCGCACGGGGAAAGGCGCAGGCGGCGAAAGCGCUUCGACGGACGCUUCGAAAGGUGGACGUAGACCGACAGUCGAUCUUUAAGAAGGGGCCACGGCAGGUGGGGCUGAAGAGCAUGGACAUCGUUACCGACCUGCAACAGCAAGGAGCGUUCAAGGGAUUCAAGAGAUUGACCGGGCGCUAGCGGGGCUGGGCAACGGGGGAAAAUAGGGUGUUCGCAGCGGCUACCUGGGUGUGCCAAUUUUGACCGAGUACCGUUUCGAUCUUGGUUGUUUCCUUCCUUGGCCGCUUGUCAGGUGUCUCUUUGAAUGAACGAAGGAAAGAUUGUGUUGUGUGUGGCAUGUAACAUGUGCGUGUCACCUGAACAAUAGAGGUCUGUUGAUGGCCUCAGGCGGUCCUCUGAGCAAGUGACGGAAGCGGAGAUAGCCAUAUAUAUAGUACUACAGUAGUUCGCAGUGGGUGGACAGGGAGAAAACGGGUUUUCAUUGGUGUCUGUGACAUGCCUGGACCCUGGAGAUACGCAGAGUAUGCAGUCUUUGGUGCAGCUUGGUUUGUAUUGUCACUCCUUGACUGUGCCAUGAGAGGAAUGGAUUUUUUUUUUACCGUUUGGAUCACCAAGGGCCCCCAACAUAAACGGGCCGGUAGAAAGUACAAAGUAAAGCCCCCCCCCAAAAAAAGCUAGCUACGAUGUUGGACGAUAGAUGCACAUGCCCGCGAGCGGGUUCUCCUCGCAGUUAUUUUCCGACGUUGGCAAGAUCACGAACAGUUGCCGUGUGCAGAGAACAGAUUCUUGCAACAAGGAAUCACGCCAUCGUGCCUAGUUGUGUGUGUAUGUCGGUGUGGAGGUUGGUAUGUCUUGAAAAUAUUUGG
This is a messenger RNA of Ectocarpus siliculosus, 2759 nucleotides long. The record is from the annotation of a GenBank genome assembly. Lineage: Eukaryota; Phaeophyceae; Ectocarpales; Ectocarpaceae.